Penicillium verrucosum is the source of this 1953-nucleotide messenger RNA. RefSeq lists its product as uncharacterized. The transcript has 15 exons. The record is from RefSeq and is a predicted model, not a curated record. NCBI's taxonomy places the organism in Eukaryota, Fungi, Ascomycota, Eurotiomycetes, Eurotiales, Aspergillaceae. The coding region runs from base 1 to 1953 and encodes 650 amino acids.
AUGGGCGAAAACACCCCCAAGUUGGAGAAAGUCGAAAAAUAUAACAAGCUGUCAAAUAGUUCAAGUCCCAAAAGAACUGUCUCUCUUCCGGACGAGUACCGAACUUCGACUUUGCAGGGCCUACGAGGGUACUUGCUGAAAAGUGGUCACCUACCGAAGCAAUAUCAUAGCAAUCCAUUCUGCAAAGAAGACGGCGCUAUUGUCACCGAUGACACCACGUUCAAUGAUUAUGCUAAGAUGAACGAUGAUGCGGGCGGCGAGAAAGAUGGCAUAACGGAGUUCAAACUAUACUACAAGACGGUGAAAGCUCCGUCGGGUAUGGAUGACACAUCGAAGGAGUUUCUGGCUAAAGGCCAGGACCUAAGUGUGAGGGAUCAAAUGGCGUUCUUGAAUCCGACCCUCAACAAAUUGGAGUCAAAAUUCAAAUCGGAUAGCUGGAAGGCCUCUGCAGGCAAAGUAGACACUCACGCGGCGGAUAUGGAUGAGCGCCAAAGGGGUAUCGUGAUGCGAAAUAACGAUUUACUCAGUGGUAAAUUCUUUGGAGGAGGAGAUUCCAAUGACAAGAUAGCAACACCCACAAGGGUUAGCCGAGCUCGAUACACUGGAAAGAAAAUUCCUGAGUAUAACAUCACUUUCAAGUCUUCGGUAACACCUCCAGAGGCACCCGAGAUCAAAUUCCGCAUCCCCCGCUAUCAGAUCUGUGACAGCUCUAAAGUUGAGGUAUUUGAAACGCAAAGUUCAAUUUCUGCCUCAAUGGCAGGGAACGCAUUCAGUCAGACGACCAUCGAAGCUUCUGCAGGAGGCGGCGCUUUCGGUGUGAGCGUUGGAGUCAAAGCAGGUGCCACUACCAGUGAAUCCAGCAGUUAUGACUAUGCAUCAGCCAAAGAUGAGAAAUGCAUGCAUAUAUCUUACAUGUUCCCCCGUGCCGACAUUUUCCUGGAGGCCGAAGACCUCGAAUUGACGGAAGAGUGUCAUGUUUUUGUCCCCCAUGUGCAAAUUGGUGGCCGCCUCUACUCAGUGGAAAAUACUAAAAGCAUUGCCGGGUCCAGCACUGAAGAGAAGGCAUCUGCGCUCAAGGCAGCCGCAAGUGCUUCCGUAUCUGGAUUCGGAUUCCAAGCCGAAGUCAGUGCCAGUCAUGAAACAACCGAGAACUCGAAGGUGGAAAAAUCAAACAGCAGCUCAAUGCACUCGAUUACCCCUCCUGCCUGGUGUCCCACGGUUCAAUCAUACUACAAUUGGAGAGUGAUGAAUCAAAUCCGGAUGAUCGACAUCGUUAAGCUGAUUGGUCAACUCAAGGGGUACGAAGACAUUCCGAGACACUUUGAACGGAUCUACUACUCGGCAGUCGAAUUCAAGAUCUGCCUGUGGGAUGCUGCGGGAGGGGCCGAUGUGUCACCAUAUCUUUCACUCCUUAACAACGAACAUGUCAUCGAGUCCUCAGAUGGUGGAGGCGGGAAUUACUCUCGUCGCGCCAAAAGACACGCGCUUAAAAAGACCUGGGGCGAUGGUGAGCACAUGAAGGAUGUUUCGAUGCAAAUUAGCGCACUGAAAGAUCAGCUGGUAUGGGAGGGUGCUGGAUACAAAACAGCAGGGUUUAAGUAUGGUGUGCACUACCCAAUGCGAUUCGUUAAGAGAGACUCGAACGGUCAACGGCUGAUCUACGGCGUUCGGCGGACCACCUUGGAGGAACGCUACCAGAAACCCAAUUACCUUUACGGAGGACUUUACGAAGAACCAAAUGUCUUGGUCAUGUUCAGAAAUGUGGAAGACGACACGGCUGCAGGCCGAGCUGAUAAGAUCUGUUCCACUGACCAAGUUCGAAUGGACUUCUACGAGGCCCGCACGAGAGAACACAUUGGAUGGUUACAAAACGACGGGGUUAUCGCCUACAUUGAGACGGGUUGGAGUCGCAACAAUCCCUCCGAGCGGAAGUUCAAGUUUUACUAUAUCUGA